GAACUUUCACAAAAAUCACAAAUAUCAAAUAAAUAUUGUUUUUUUCCAUUCUGACAUUCUUCAUAUUUCUAAGUGAUGCAGAGGUGAAUGUGAAUUUGAUUUGAGAUUAAGAGGUUUUUCAGAUGGAGAAGAAGAGUUGGUUGUGGAAGAGGAAGCAUUCCGAUAGGAGUCCCGGUGAGACCGAAAGCUCUACGUCGGUAUCUUCGCAUUCCGAAACUAACUCUGAUGAAAAGGCCGAGACGGAGAGUUUUAGGAAAUCGAUGAACCAUUCACAAUCACCCGAAGUCACCUCAAGAGCAUCAACCCCAAACUCAGAGGUUAAUGACAGCUUUAAGAUCCUGACAGAAAAGUUAUCAGCAGCUCUUGUCAAUGUUGGUGCUAAAGAGGAUUUGGUUAAACAACAUUCUAAAGUUGCUGAAGAAGCUGUUGCAGGCUGGGAAAAGGCUGAGAAUGAAGUUACAACGCUAAAACAAGAGCUCGAGGCAGCUGUGCAGCAGAAUCUAGCUCUUGAAGUUAGGGCAAACCAUCUUGAUAGUGCUCUCAAGGAAUGUGUCAAACAAUUAAGGCUAGCAAAGGAAGAGCAGGAACAAAAAAUAAAAGAAAUUAUAGAAGAGAAAACACGUGAAUGGGAAUUGACUCAAAAGGAACUUGAAAUCCAGAUCUGUAAUCUCCAGGCAAAGUCACAUUCCAACAAACCCGAAUACCCUCCACCCCUUGAUCCAAAAGUUCUUCUAAAACUUGAGAGUUUAGAGAAAGAGUUCUCGAGCCUUAAGGUCAAGUUUAACGCCCAAUCAGAUGAAUUAGAAAUCAGGACUAUUGAGCGGGAUUUGAGCACACAAGCAGCAGAAACUGCUAGCAAACAACAGCUAGAAAGCAUAAAGAAAGUAGCUAAACUUGAAGCUGAGUGCAGGAAACUGCAAUCAUUGUCUCGUAAAUCGCCUUCCAGUAACAAUAACCAUAAAGCUGUUUCAGUUUCCUCGUUAUAUGUUGAUUCUCUUACUGACAGUCAACCAGUUGACUCGUUUAAAGUGAACAAUUUGGCGAAUAAUGAAGGCGAGCAAGAUUCUUGGGCAAUGGUGCUAAAUCCGCUAAUGGCUGAGCUUGAUCAAUUUAAAGGUGGAAAGUGUGUUGCAAAAAGUGUGAAACCUUGUUCAGUUGAAAUUAAUGAUAUAAUGGAUGAUUUCUUGGAAAUGGAGCGAAUUGCUUCGUUGUCAGAGGGUCAGAAUGAAACAUCCCGUUGUAAUUCUGAAACUGGAGAUAGUUCUUUGAAAACUGAACUUGAAGUAAUGGGUCAGCGGGUGUGCGAGUUGGAAGAGAAAUUAGAAAAAUUGGAAGCCGAAAAAUGUGAAUUGGAGAAUGCUCUAAAUACAUGUAAGGAAUCUCUUGCUUUGUCAAAUGCUGAACUAGCUCACACUAAGUUUCAAAUGGUUGACCUACAAAAGGAGUUGACCAUGGUUAAUGAGUCUAAGGAGUUGCUUGAGUCUCGACUUCUUAAAAUGGAGACAGAGGCCCGAGUCAUGUCUACAGAAGUUAAUUCGAUGAAGGCAGAUGUUGAGAAGGAAAAGAGUUUCUCGUCUGAGAUGACAAAUAAAUGUGAACAACUAGAGAAAGAACUGGUGAAAAAAACUGAGGAAGUUAAGCUUCAGCAGGUUGCUGCUGCAAAUGGAGAAUUGAAAGUUAAACAGGAUCUUGAAGUAGCAGCAGCUGAUAGACUAUCUGAGUGCCAAAAAACAAUAUCAUCACUUGCUCGACAGCUGGAAUCCUUGGCAACACUUGAAGACUUCCUAAUCGACACUGCAAAUCUCCCUGGCUUUUCUGGAGGAGCAACUGUUGCAAAAACUGGGGUCGAGCUAUGGAAGUUACAUUCCAAUGACACAUUCAUGCCUAAAAAGACUCUUAUCCCUACAAAUCAAGCUGAAAACAACUGCAGUCCUUUAAUAAACGGUGAUGAUGCUGAGUCACCAGUAUCGUCUUCUUCAUCAACUUCAUCUGCUGUCUCGUUAAACCAUUUUGGUGGUAAUAGUAAAAGUAAGAAUGGUUUUGAAAAGCUGUUCUCAAGGAGUAAGAAUGGAGUUCAAGGUGAAGGCCGUUAAGGAUAAAAGACAAUGCUUUGUGUCGAAUACUGGUGAAGCGACUGCUGAUUAAAUGCUGUUUAGUUGCAGUGAGUUUGUUAGACUAUUAUAUUGUUUUUUUCAACAACUGAAGUCAUCACAUGCUUGUGCAAUCUGCAUCAUAGUUAUUUGAUGCCUGAAGUUGAGGGAUUCUUUAAAGAGUUAUGGAAAUUGGAUAAUCAAAAUUUAUUAAUAGUGGCCAAUAGAGUGCAUUUGCAUUCA
This is a messenger RNA of Erigeron canadensis, 2333 nucleotides long. Its product is annotated as filament-like plant protein. The record is from RefSeq and is a predicted model, not a curated record. The transcript has 5 exons. Lineage: Eukaryota; Viridiplantae; Streptophyta; Magnoliopsida; Asterales; Asteraceae. The coding region runs from base 123 to 2093 and encodes 656 amino acids.